CGGUGGGCUGCCCGGCUAACAACCACCAGCAACGCACCAAGGGAAGGUCCUUCUUUUUCCCUACGCCCCUCACAUCUCUGUUCUUCACAAAAGCGGAGGAGGAUAUUCGAAAUGGCACCCAAGGCAGCAACCAAGGCUAAAGCCACUCCCGCCGCUGCAAAGGCUCAAGCAGCCAAGAAGGCUGCUUUGAAGGGAACUGGCGGCAAGCGUGUGCACAAGGUCCGGACGGGCACCCACUUCUACCGCCCCAAGACCCUCAAGCUCGCCCGUCAGCCAAAGUACCCCCGUCGUUCCGUUCCCCGUGCCCCGGAACUCGACCAGUACAAGAUAGUUCAGUACCCUUUGAACACUGAGAGCGCCAUGAAGAAGAUUGAGGAGAACAACACCUUGGUAUUCAUCUGCGAUGUGCGUUCGAACAAGAGACAGAUCAAGGAGGCGGUGAAGAGGCUGUAUGAUGUGGAUGCCUCGAAGAUCAACACUUUGAUCAGGCCCGACGGUACCAAGAAGGCUUACGUCCGUUUGUCUGCCGAUAUUGACGCCCUGGAUGUUGCCAACAAGAUCGGCUUCAUCUAAUUGUGCCCAUUUCAUGUCCAUAUUGAUUAAUAAAACGGGGUUCUUCUACUGAUGGGCAAUCUCAAAUGUUACUUUGAAACUUUCUGCAGUUGCCGAUUGAAUUGAAUGGUGUCACUUUACAGACGGAAUUUUAUCCAAACAAUGUCAUAACUCACAAACACUUGAUUCUCAAAUCCCUC
Spizellomyces punctatus DAOM BR117 is the source of this 752-nucleotide messenger RNA. RefSeq names its product ribosomal 60S subunit protein L25. The transcript has 4 exons. Gene Ontology annotation, molecular function: structural constituent of ribosome; rRNA binding. The record is from RefSeq and is a predicted model, not a curated record. Gene Ontology annotation, biological process: ribosomal large subunit assembly; translation. NCBI's taxonomy places the organism in Eukaryota, Fungi, Chytridiomycota, Chytridiomycetes, Spizellomycetales, Spizellomycetaceae. Gene Ontology annotation, cellular component: cytosolic large ribosomal subunit; ribosome. The coding region runs from base 112 to 573 and encodes 153 amino acids.